ACCCUCCAAACUACGACAGGGAAAAGGGACUUUUGUUCGACUUUUAUCCUGCUCAAAAGCUUACCCUUCCAAAGGGAGCAAUGAAGAAGACCAAGUAUGUUGCUGAUAACAUGGACUGCGUGUUCGAAUGCAUGGGUGUCCAUUGGUGCCGUUCAAUCAAUUUUAAAAGCGCCCCUCGUUCGAACGGUCUCCAUGCCUGCCAGCUGAUUUCAUCCGAACAGUUCGCUGGGAAAGAGUACAUGGGUCCAAGUAAAGCGUACAAUCAUUACAGCGUCAAGAAUCCAUGCCAAGAAAGCCCUUGUCGUAAUGGUGGCAAGUGCGUCUUCCAGGAAAACAGGCAGCAUUUUCACUGCGAGUGCCGUGAUGGAUUUGAAGGAGAAAACUGCGAGAAAGGCAGAUGCAAUGACACACUUGGUAUGCAAAGCAUGGACAUCCCUGAUUCAAAAAUAACCGCUUCGUCGUAUAUAAGUGGAAUCUGGUUGCCAUCUUAUGCUAGACUGAAUGUACUCCUUGGGUACGGUGGAUGGAUACCUGCCUCAAAUACAAUAGGACAGUGGAUACAGGUUGACUUGAGCAAUGUAACCAGAAUUACAGCUAUUGCGACACAAGGCUCUCAAAGUGAAUCCCACUGGGUUAAGACGUACAGUCUGCAGUAUAGUGAAGAUGGAACGAGCUUCAAAGACUAUGAAGGUGGAAAGACUUUGUCUGGAAAUUCGGAUCGAACAACGGUUGUAAAAAAUAACCUUGAUCCUGCUAUAACUGCCAGGUAUAUCAGACUUCUGCCAAAGGCAUACUAUAGCUAUAUGGCACUGAGAAUGGAACUUUAUGGAUGUAGAGUAUUUUGAACGGCCAAAUGCAUGCACUCUUCUUAUAUGCAAUCUGCAAGUCACAAUUAGCAAAUGAUAAUAUAAGAUAACUGACUGUCCUUCUUGUCAAUGAAUGGUUAACCCUUUGAGGACAAGCUAUGAACAAGCUAAUUGAACAGUUGGACAUGCACAAUACAUAGUACAAAUAUGGAAUGCAAUAGGUUUAAUGAAAAGAAUAAGGAAUAAUGCAACAAUUACAAAUGAUUUGUCUACAAUAAAGUACCGG
Exaiptasia diaphana is the source of this 1092-nucleotide messenger RNA. RefSeq names its product EGF-like repeat and discoidin I-like domain-containing protein 3. The transcript has 3 exons. Lineage: Eukaryota; Metazoa; Cnidaria; Anthozoa; Actiniaria; Aiptasiidae. The record is from RefSeq and is a predicted model, not a curated record. The coding region runs from base 81 to 845 and encodes 254 amino acids.